Corapipo altera (White-ruffed manakin) is the source of this 646-nucleotide messenger RNA. RefSeq names its product leptin-like. Gene Ontology annotation, molecular function: hormone activity. The record is from RefSeq and is a predicted model, not a curated record. Gene Ontology annotation, cellular component: extracellular region. NCBI's taxonomy places the organism in Eukaryota, Metazoa, Chordata, Aves, Passeriformes, Pipridae. Gene Ontology annotation, biological process: signal transduction.
GCCCAGCGGCUCCAGCUGUUCCAGCGGCUCCUGGGGGCGGUGCCCGGGGGUGACCUGCGCCUGGCACAGGUGGUCAACGACCUGGAGAACCUGCACAGCCUCCUGGGGGUCCUGGGGGCCCUGCUGGGUUGCCCCCCGCCCCGUGACCCCCCCCCGGCCCCCCCGGCCCCGCUGGCCGAGGCUCCCCACACCGUGGCCGGGGUGGCCCUGGCGCGGCUCCGGGGGUGCCUGGAGGGGAUCGCCGCCCACCUCGAGGGGGUCCCCGCCUGUUAGAGACCCCCGAACCCCACCGGGACCACCCCAACACCCCAUGGACACAACCAGGACCUCACCAGGACCACAGUGGGACCCCGACAAGGGCUCCUGGGACCCCACAGACCCCACCAACCUCAGUAGGACCCCACGGACACAACCAGGACCCCACAGAGACACCACAAGGACCCCCAAGGUCCCACCACGACCCAUCCCACCGACCCCACCAGGAUCCCACGGACCCGCCCAGGGAUCCUCAGAACCGCACGGACACAAACGGGACCUCACCAGGAUCCCUCUGGGACCCCCCACAGAUCACACGGGACCCCCAUGGGGGGACCCCACAACUGUCCCCAGGCACUGGAGUGACUCCAGCUGCUGCCGGCGCCUCUUU